AUGCCUGCAGCCAGCCACGAGGGGCCGCUGAGGUCCGGGGGAGCCCUCGCACUAGGUGGCGCAUUCGGCUCAUCCUUCGAGGCGGAUUGGAUUUGCCCUUUCCCAAGCCCACAGCUUGGAAACCUCCAUCCCUUACACCCAUUAGAGAAUGAGGAUCCCUCAGAGGAAAACCUAAAUGGUGAUAAACACCUUAUCCAGGAACCAGCAUGUUUAGUGACAGCCUUAGUGACCGAAUCUUGGUCUCCUGACUCCUGGUUCAGGAACUUUUCCAGUUUCAGUUUCCAGAUGUCUGUAAGACCUAUUUUUGCAGAGUUGACUAUGACUGGUAAUACUCACAUCCUAGUCCUUGAAUCUGACUUUAGAAAUCCAAGUGUAUUAAAAGCGGUCACCACAAAUGGUAAAAAGCUCGUAAAACUUGGUUUACUUCCAAAAAUUCCAUGUGGACGACACAUAAACAAAAACGAGAAACACGAAGAGAAAUUUGUAAUGUUCACCAAUCAGCCAGAGGAUUCUGAAAGAUGUGAAAGCAUGGAGCUGGACAAUAAAAUCCGAGAUCUGAUUGAGAGGAAUGCUUCUCCGGAUCUUAAAGGGGCCGCCACAGGAGCCACACCAAGUCACAGAAGUUCAUGUUCUCUAAAGACUCCAGGAAAAACAGCUUCCAUAGCACAUUUUGUGCAGGGCACAACUAGAAUGAGUGCUGCAGAAGGUUCUACGGAGCAUGCAGAGUGUGAUCAAUCAUCAAGCAGAAAGAACCUGACAAAUUCUCUUGAACAAAAGAUAAGGUGCUUGGAAAAACAGAGAAAAGAGCUCUUGGAAGUUAACCAGCAAUGGGAUCAGCAAUUUAGAAGUAUGAAAGAGUUAUAUGAAAGAAAGGUCGCCGAGCUGAAAACGAAACUGGACGCCGCAGAAAGAUUCCUCAGCACGCAGAAGGAGCGGCAGCAGAGUCGGAGAGAGAACGACAGGCUGCGCGACCUGACCCGCGAGCGGCUGCAGCGCCAGGAGAAGGAAAAGGAGAGCCUAAAUGAAGAAUUACAUGAAUUGAAGAAAGAAAAUAAGUAUUUGAAGGAAAAAAAUGCUCUUGUGAACAAGAAGAAGGAACAUUAUGAAUGUGAAAUAAAACGCCUCAAUAAGGCUCUUCAAGAUGCCUUGAAAAUCGAGUGUUCUUCAUUUCCUGAGGACUGUUUGGGAGAGUCUGAGAUGGAGUGCAGGCAUGAAGAGAUGCGAACAGAAAUGGAAGUUCUCAAACAGCAGGUGCAAAUAUAUGAAGAAGACUUCAAAAAGGAGCGAUCAGACCGAGAAAGACUUAAUCAAGAGAAAGAGGAGCUACAGCAAAUUAAUCAAACUUCUCAAUCCCAGUUGAACAGGCUGAAUUCUCAGAUAAAAGCUUGUCAGCUGGAGAAAGAAAAACUCGAAAAGCAAUUAAAACAGAUGUUGUUCCCGAUGUGUAACUGUGUCUCGAAUUCCCACCUGCGGAAUCUACAUGCACCAGAAGGCCCAGGGGCUGCACAGGAUCGACAGAAGCUCCCACCAGACUAUCAGUGGUAUGCUUCUGACCAGUUUCCGCCAGAUGUGCAGCACAAGGCGAAUGGUUUCUCCUCAGAAAAGAAAGUCCAUCAGUAGAAACACACACAAGUGGAGGAGCAUACCGGCCAAAGGGAGAGCUUGGCUGAGGGCCCUCAUUUUUCUUUUUACUGGUGGCUUGUGUCAGCACAACUGCACAUCAUCUACUCCAGGAUUUGUGUGCGGUAGUGUUUCCCUUUGGCACGGAGAGAGGAAAAGACUUGGGACAGCUGAGAUCCCGAUCAAGUUUGAGAAGCCAGCAUUACACAACCCAACGCAACGUCCAGGUUCCUCGAAAUGAGAUGUGGCAGAUGGAUUAUGUGCCAUUCUUUGAAACUCUCUUCAGCAUAUUGCUGCUGGAUUUACAGAGACUGAUUUCAUGAUUUCAGCAACUCCACUUUUGGUACAGCGAUGCUCUCUGUUGAUUGAAACAUAUAUUCCCUGGGGGAAAAGUUUCUGCAGUUGUAAAUUUGUAACAUUGCUCCUAUUGUUUCUGUAGGGCUUGGUUCUUUAGCCAGUUUGACUAGAUACUAUGUUCGUCAUUGUUGACCUUGGUGAACCUAGGAAUAGGACUGAAGACCUGUAUAGAUGUCCUUAAACUAAAUGAAUGGUUCAAUCUGAAUAAAACGGUAACCUUGAAACUA
This is a messenger RNA of Odobenus rosmarus divergens (Pacific walrus), 2204 nucleotides long. It is a transcript of the gene TNIP3, whose product is annotated as TNFAIP3 interacting protein 3. Gene Ontology annotation, biological process: regulation of transcription by RNA polymerase II; cellular response to lipopolysaccharide. The transcript is spliced from 17 exons. Lineage: Eukaryota; Metazoa; Chordata; Mammalia; Carnivora; Odobenidae. The record is from RefSeq and is a predicted model, not a curated record. The coding region runs from base 1 to 1620 and encodes 539 amino acids.